GAAACACGUCUAACAUUCAGUCGAAAGUUGAAACGCGUCGGGCGCGGGUACGUUCAGCUCAUCCUCAUUCAAUAUCGCUGUACAAUCGUUCCUCGUGUUGCUGAUGUUCCUGGUUGGCGCUGUAUAUACCCCACCAAAUUCACCGCCGUCUGAUUCACAGACAAUGUGUACCUGGAUUACAAUCACAUCAGAAUCUUAAUCAACUCGCACCUGACAUUCCGAAGACCGUGCGUCUCCAUUCUGGACAUUAAGGCCGCCACAACGCCUCUCUGAUUGGAUGGAUAUGAAAGUUUUAAGUUGACAUUAUUAUAAUUUGACUCUCACAUCGAAAAAUGUCGCUUCAAGUGGAAAAUCGGGAUUUGAACUUUAUCGCGAGGAAUCUGCUUGCGGGUGGUAUUGCUGGCAUGGUGUCUAAGACAACAGUGGCACCGCUGGACCGUGUAAAAAUCCUUCUGCAGGCGCAUAAUCGCCACCACGAACGCAAUGGUGUGUUUUCGGGCAUUCGUCAUAUUGUCAAAAGUGAAUCGUUGUUAGCUCUCUACAAGGGAAAUGGCGCUCAGAUGGUGCGCAUAUUUCCGUACGCCGCAACCCAAUUUACUUCCUUCGAAUUCUAUAAGAGAUGGUUACACGGUGUUUUCGGGCCCAACUCGCAUAUUGAUAAAUUUCUUGCUGGAGCAGCUGCUGGCCUCACAUCGGUGACGUUGACAUACCCGCUAGAUACAAUUCGUGCUAGGCUUGCCUUUCAAAUUAGUGGUGAGCACGUAUACACUGGAAUCACCCAUGCUGCGGUGACAAUCUUUCGUGAGGAAGGUGGUGCUCGCGCUUUAUAUCGUGGGUUUGUGCCCACUUUGAUGGGAAUGGUGCCCUACGCGGGCCUCUCCUUCUAUUGCUUCGAGUAUUUGAAAUUCGGUUGCAUGAAGUAUUUGCCUGCGUAUACGUGUAAGCCCUGCAAGCAAAACACUGGAGGAUUGGUGCUUUUAUUGCCGGCGAAGUUGAUCUGUGGCGGGUUUGCGGGCGCGGUUGCACAGAGCAUCAGCUAUCCGCUGGAUGUCACGCGGCGACGCAUGCAACUUGCGCUCAUGUCACCCGAAACAAAACACUACGCCAAGGGUAUGGUGUCGACACUGAAGUUUAUUUAUCGUGAACAUGGCGUGGUCAAGGGACUCUACCGAGGCAUGUCGAUCAAUUACAUGCGCGCAAUUCCGAUGGUCGCCGUCUCGUUCUCCACAUACGAAUUAUGCAAGCAACUGCUUGAAUUGGAUACUGGCUUAAACCAUUGAAGCAAACUUGAUCGUUCGCAACAAUAAGGAUGAACUCCUGACAUUUCUAUUUUUGUUAUUGAAGUUGAUUAUUUUGAUAGUUAUAUUAUAAUCGUUGGGAUUUGCUCGAACAGUUGGCAAGAAGAAACUCGUUACUCAGUGCCCAGAUAGAAUUAGAUAGUUAACACGCAUUCGAAUCAAUGGAAAAUAACCAUUAUUGAAUGCGAUAAAAUGAUUCCGGGUAUAUAUUCUCACAGUUUAUUUAAGUCAUUGUUUAUGAAACGAUAAAUGAAACUGCCUGCGACGCCACAAUUUGCCGUUGAUAUAAAUCAUUUCGAAUGCAAUUCAUGUUCCAAAGAUUUUUUUUUUCAUUUUAAUUGUAUAUUUAUUGUUAGUCCUCACCAAUUGCACAAUUUAGUUUCAAAUGCUAUGUUUAUUGCCCUGUGGAUUGGUAUUUAUGUUUUCUAUAUAUAAUUUAAUAGUUAAAUUAUUCGUAUAUUUUAUAAUUGUUGGUAUAAUCUCGAAUCUAAAAACUUUUACACUGUUAUAUUGGGUCUUAGUCCAGUUGUGUCAGGAGUUUUAUUCACGAUUUUUGUAUUGUACAAAAAUGUCAACAUUCUAGCCGUUACGGAUAACAUUCCACAUUGAAGUAUGUUGUAAGGACAGAUUAAACAAGAAUGAAAUUAAUUUAGUUUACUUAGAUAAAUUGCAUGAUAUCCAGACAGAGAAAAUCAUCAUGACAAAGUAUGAAAUGUAAGACUUGCGAUGUGCAGUGUAAAAAACGAGGUACGCAACGAGUGUUUAUAAGUAUUGUAUAUUUGUUAUAUACAUUAUAUUUUUUCUACGGUAGGGGUUUAUUAUUCGUUGCUUUAUAAUCUAAUGAUCACAAACUCACAUCCAUUGAGAUUUGGUAAGAGUAAAUUUGAAAGGUAAUGCAAUAAUUCCAAGAGUGUACCAAUUGUUAGCGACGCAUUGGCUGGUGUUCAUCUCCAUGAUAUAAGUAUGACAAAAAUGACAACAUCAAAGUUAAUGUUUACACGCUGUAAUAGUAAAGUCAAUUAUGUUAGGCACUGUGUAAUGCUAUGUGCUAUUAUGAGUGAGAUGAUUGAAGACCAUCAAUUUUUAUACUAAUCUGGACUGAAUCAAAUUUAACACAAAACUAUAAUGUACUUAUAAAUUUGUUAAUUGCUAUUUAAAGAUUGUAAAAUGAAUUGCAGCUCUUUUCAUUAAAGAAAUAUCUUUUUACUAGUA
Molecule: messenger RNA, 2510 nt
Organism: Dalotia coriaria
Lineage: Eukaryota; Metazoa; Arthropoda; Insecta; Coleoptera; Staphylinidae
Product: solute carrier family 25 member 16-like
Exons: 4
Coding region: 333-1280 (315 amino acids)
Biological process (GO): mitochondrial coenzyme A transmembrane transport
Cellular component (GO): mitochondrial inner membrane
Molecular function (GO): coenzyme A transmembrane transporter activity
Source: RefSeq, a predicted model, not a curated record